This is a messenger RNA of Tuber melanosporum (Perigord truffle), 1068 nucleotides long. RefSeq lists its product as uncharacterized. Lineage: Eukaryota; Fungi; Ascomycota; Pezizomycetes; Pezizales; Tuberaceae. The coding region runs from base 1 to 366 and encodes 121 amino acids. The transcript has a single exon. The record is from RefSeq and is a predicted model, not a curated record.
AUGCUCCUACUACCGACAAAACGAGCCAUUCGCUCAAUCUCACUCGGAUUGGAACCAGAGAAAUGCCGACCAACCGCAGGCCAUGCUGGACCACUUUGCUUCCACCCAGACCGGAAGUUAGGAACGCACGAUAUGGUACUGUACGAGUGCAAUGCAGUACCAAGGGACAUGGGAUAUGCUCGAGUACUCGUACAGUACAGUACACGACGGAAAAACGAAGUGCACUUUCCGCACAAUUACCAUAUCCGAGCUCUCCCCCCAGCUGUGAACUCUUGGUAUUUCCUGUCAGUCAGUCAGCCUGAUGGGAGCCGGGUAGCAGAUGGAAUGUGGAGCACACCACCGCAAGAGUGUGAUUGCCGCGCAUAGCACGGGCGCCCACGCUGGGGACAAUUAGGGGAGAUUUGUUCAUCCGAUAUAUUCUCGAAGAAUCCCUAAAACGCCUCCAAUCUUUUCUCCAUCUUGCUCGAUUGACGAUUUUAAUCUACCAGGUCAGGGAUUUAAUCAAUCUGAGGGGAAAGGAGAGAAUAGAAAAAUUCCCCCAGUAUGAUACCGGUAACUUCCCAACAGAGUAUCACCAACCGAAGCUGGAAAGUCUAGACAUAGCGGUAGACUUCUUUUCUUCUUUUCUGUCCCUUUAUUCCUUUCCUUUCCUUUCCUUUCCUGUUCACAUUUAUGGUCCGCAUCAACAUGGCGAGAUUCUAAAAUUUAGCAGCGCGAGUACCCGCGCAGAAGAUGGACAUUACAAACAAACCUCGACCCGUCAGCCCUCGUGACACCGGGGCAGACUGUAGAGAGUUUGAAGAAAUUGGUGCAGUGCGUACGGCAGAAGCAACGAGCCGUGCACGGUGACAGCAAAGUUUAAGGGUAGCGAAACGAAAGCACUGACAAGAGAUCGGGAUGCCACGUUUUCUCGUUUUCUCGUUUUUUCCUUCUUCUUUCCCUUUUCUUCCGCCCCCUUACUUUUCCUUUGGCCCCGGUUCCCUCGCCUGAUCCUCCGAAACAUGUUUUUGUUUGCCAAUGGUGUACGUGUAGUACGAGCCGCACCACACCAUCCGAAGGUGGCAAAAA